GUGUUAAGUCAUCUGCUGAGUUUAUCAGCCAUGUAAAGUCACCGCAGAGCUUAAAGGCCCUGAGUUAAUAGCUAAGUCAACAAUAAGGUGUUUGCCAACCCUCACUUCUGUCAAUACCGUCGUGCAGCAGAUCCUGCUCUCUUACCGCACGGAGUAGGAUGCAAUUGUUUGCUCUGUCACGGCAAACCGAGCAUGUUUUUUUAUUGACUUCCUAUUGAACCGUUCGGCUUACCGUUGCCAUUCUGAAUUCUGCGGUUCACUCGACUGGUGAAGGCUAGUGACCUCGACAUUACACUGGAUUGAGUUACAGUCCUCCGUGCCGUCAUACCAGGACCCCCGUUUUUCGUUGGAGGAUUUGCCGCAGCCGUAACUCCGGCUCCAGUAAUGAGGAAUCCUGAUUCCAUCGCUGUAACGUUAUAGGCCUGGGCCCUAACAAUGAACUCCAUUAACGCUGAAGAGGAGGCUGAAUUUCUGGGCUCCCUGUAAGGCCUCUUUGCUGUUUUUAACAUCACCUGGCCUUUGGACCUUUCCCUUCCAAUUCCGAGGAACUCCAGCUCUGCAUUACAUAACUCAGGGAAAACCGACCAGCGCGCUGCAGCGGCGAAACACUUCCCCGGUCUACUUCCUGCCACACGCCAACUACCUCUUUUCAAGGAAAUGCAGUUGGGGCGGGACCGCUGUCUGGUGGUUAUGGGACGGGAUGCCUGCAUCUGAGCUCAAGCCGAACUGUGAGACCCGCAGCAGGAUCCACGCUGACAAGUUGCUGGUUCUCGGAACAUUCCCGGAAUGUUUGGAAAGUCAAGGCAUGGAUAUCUACGACCCCCAGACUCUAGGCAUUGUGGUGUUCGGUGGCUUCAUGGUGAUCUCGGCCAUCGGGAUCGCCCUGGUCUCCACCUUCUCCAUGAAGGAGACGUCGUACGAGGAGGCGCUGGCCAAGCAGCGCAAGGCCCUGGGCAAGAUGCCGGCCCCGCCGCCCCGCGCCGAGAAGAAGAAGAAGGAGAAGCCAUCGGAGAAGAAGAGCCGGAACAAGAAAAAGGAGGACAAGCCUAACGGGAAGCUUCCGGAACCCGCACCCAUGCCAGAGCCAGAACCCGUGCCCGUGCCCGAUGCCAGCGAGGCGGUUAGCGACUCCGACCCCGAGCCCAUCCCUGAGCCCAUCCCCGAGCCCCCCGUCACCGUGGUGACCGCCGCUGCCCCCCGCCCCCUGGCCACGGAGGCCCCGCCCGCCCCCUCCCCCAAGGACAAGAAGAAGAAGGAGAAGAAGGUGGCCAAAGUGGAGCCUGCCCCCACCCAGGCCGCCGCCCCCGCCCCCGCCCCCGCUGCUGCCAAACCCGCCCCCGUGCUGGAGGCCGUUACCAAGGAGGUUCCCGUCAUGGCGGUGCCGCCGGUGGGAGCCCCCGCCCCUGCCCCCGCUCCGGUUAAGGUGGAGGAGCCCAAGGCUGAAACCCCCUCGAAGAAGAAGGCGGCCUCUAAAAAGAAGGCGGAGCCAGUAGUGGCGGUGGACGCAGCCGACGCUCCCCUCUACCUGCCCUACAAGACGCUGGUUUCCACGGUGAGCAGCAUGGCGUUCAGCGAGGGCGAGGCCCAGCGACUGAUCGAGAUCCUCACCGACAAGGCGGGCAUCGUGCAGGACACCUGGCACACGGCCACGCAGAAGGGCGAUCCUGUGACGGCUCUGAAGAAGCAGCUGGAGGAGAAGGACAAGCAGCUCGCCGCGGAGCAGGAGGACGCCGCCGCCGCCAAGAACCGCCUGAGGGAGCUGACCAAGGAGCUGAAUACAGAGAAGGCCAAGGUGUCGCAGGUGGAGACCCGCCUGAGCGCCCAGCUGACCGCUCGGGACCAGGAAGUGGCGGCUGUGCAGGCCCGCAUGCAGGCCAGCUACCAGGAGCACGUCAGCGAGACCCAGCAGCUCAACGCCAAGGUCCAGAGCCUGCAGGACCAGCUGGAGAAGGGUCCCAACGCUCAGCUGGCCCGCCUGCAGCAGGAGAACUCCAUCCUGCGGGACGCCCUGAACCAGGCCACCAGCCAGACCGAGAGCAAGCAAAACGCGGAGCUGGCCAAGCUGCGGCAGGACUGCGCCCGGCUGGGCCUGGAGCUCGGGGAGAAGAACGAGGCGCUGCAGGCCGAGGAGCAGCACAAGGCCGCGCUGGAGGCCAAGGUGGCGGCGGCGGAGAGCCACCUCGCCCACACCCAGGUGGAGCGGGCGGAGUGCGAGCGUGCCCUGCAGGCCCGGCUGGAGGAGGUCAGUGAGGAGCUGCGCGCGGUGCAGGCCAGCAGCAGCGGCCUGAGGGCGGAGCUGGAGAGCGCUCAGCAGGAAACCGCCUCCGUGGGCGAGCUGCAGGCGCGUGUGGCCAGUGCAGAAGCAGAGCUGCAGGAACGGGCGUCUCAGGUGGAGGGCCUGCAGGCGCAGCUGGGUCAGGCGGAGGUGGAGAAGGUCCAACUGCAGGAGCAGAUCGGCACCAUCAGCGCCCUGCUGGAGGCAGGUCGGAGCAAGGAGGUCGACGACGACAUUGAGCUCACUGAGUCAGCAGAGAAUGUGGAGUUGCAGAAAUGCUUGGAGGAGAAGGAGAGCCAAGUGAAGGCGCUGGAGGUGGAGCUUCUGCAGCUGAGAGAGGGCGUGGUGCCCGCAGAGAAGGAGGACACGUCUGACGGCACGGAGGAGGUGGCACAGCUCCAGAACAGCCUGCAGGAGAAGGAGAAGCAGGUGGCAUCGCUGGAAGAGGAGCUGAAGCAGGUGAAAGAUGACCUGGAGAAGGUUAAAAACGGGGAGGAGCCCUCUGACAACAGAAUGGAGGUUGAGGAACUCCAGAACAGUUUGAAGGAAAAAGAGAACCAGGUGGCAUCCUUGGAAGAAGAACUACAGCAGCUCAAAGAAAUGGAAGUGGUUAAAAAUGCAGAUAUUGCGCCGGACCACACAGCCGAGGUAGAGGAGCUGCAGAAACGCCUGGAGGAGAAGGAGGGCCAGGUGACGUCGAUGGAGGCGGAGCUGAAGCUGCUGAGAGAGCAGACGGUGCGUGCUCAGAGCGAGAGCAAUGAUGAGGGUGACUGGGCCACAGUGGAACCCGAGGCCAGCGAUGAGUGUGAGAGCUCAGCAGAGGGAGCUCAGGAAGGUGCAGGGCACCAGGUCAGCAUACCUCAGCCCGAUGUAAGGGAGGUUCUUCAGUCACUCUUCCCACACAUCACCGUAGAAACAGAACAGGCUAACUGGUUGCAAGAAUUCACUCAGAAAGCCCAGGAAUCUCUCAGUCAAAACCAGCGGGGCGAGGAAACGCAACAGUCAGCCGUAGAAACAACAGAGUCAGCGGAGCUGCUGGCCAAGCUGAAGGAGGCGGAGGAGUCCCACAGCACGCUGCAGGCAGAGUGCGACCAGUACAGGAACGUCCUCGCCGAAACCGAGGGAAUGUUGAAGGACCUCCAGAAAAGCGUGGAGGACGAGGAGCUGGUGUGGAGGGCCAAGAUAGACCAAUCAGAGGAGCAGCUUCAGAGGGCCAUGGAGCAGGUGCUGGCUUUGGAGACGGCCGCAGAGAAGAUGAGGCUGGAGAACCGAAGCACAGAGCAGCUGAGGGGUCAGGUAAUGCUUCUAGAAGCGCAGCUGGAGAAACAGCUGGACACCACCACGCCCUCAGACAGCCCAAAUUACCCUGAAGACAAGACAGAGCCGGAAACCUUGUCGAGUGACUCUCAGAGCCAGCAGGAAAUGGCCCACUCAGAAGAGAAACUAAGUCAGGAGCUGGCUUUGGUCAGCGAGCAGCUGAGUGAGGUCACGGAGCAAGUGCAGGAGCAGGUGCAGGAGCAGGAGCAGGAGCAGGAGCUGAGCGACGAGGAGGCCUCAGAGCCACAGAGCGGCCAACUGGAGCCGCAGUCCAGCGAGGUUCAGUCCCAGCCGGAACAGUCGACAGAGAAAAUGGAGGACGAGGAACCCCCAAGUGAGGGACAAGAGCAGGAGCCGGAGCAGGGGCAGGAGCAGGAGCAGGAGCCAGAGCAGGAGGUCUCGGAGGAGUCUGAACAGACCCAGCAGGCUGCCCCUGAGCUGCAGGAGCCCCUGGACGACGCCCCGGCCCCCGACACAGCGGCCACCAUCUCCGAGCAGGAGGAACUCACCAAAGAGGAGGAUCAGACUCCACUGGACCAGCUGCAGGGAAAGGGUGAAUCUGAGGAAUUGACAGAAGGGACUUCUGUUUGAGCCAGAAGGGACGCUACACAACUUGCCAAAAUGCCUUCCAAUUACUAUAGUUAUGCAUUCGUGAAUAUAUAAAAACCUUAUUGUACUGUAGUUAAUUUCAAAACAUUUUUAAGGAAAACAAAUUUUAAGAAAUAUGAGCAUUUCAUUUUAAGAGGGUGUUGGGCUAAUCUGCUCUGUGGAUGUUCUGUGCCAUGUUGAAACAUACAUUUGAAAUGUACAUUCCGUUACAGAGCUCCUGGCUGUGUCAGAAUAUGGCCAGUGUGCCAAGCCAUUCCAACAGCGAUGGAUCAGUGUUAAGAAAAGGGAAAGAGUAUGUACGUUAAAAGUACAUCACCAAGUGCAAUUACAGUUUUCCUUUAGUGUGUCUUUUGUCAGGUUGAGGUUGAAAAGGUAGGAACAUUUUAUGGUACACAUGCAGAACAAAUACUGCUGGCUACUUUCUGUGGCUGGCUAUCAACACAAAUGUGUUAAUUUGAUAAAUAAACUACAAUGUAGCUACA
This is a messenger RNA of Anguilla anguilla (European eel), 4683 nucleotides long. It is a transcript of the gene rrbp1a, whose product is annotated as ribosome binding protein 1a. The transcript is spliced from 32 exons. Bases 701 to 4183 code for a protein of 1160 amino acids. NCBI's taxonomy places the organism in Eukaryota, Metazoa, Chordata, Actinopteri, Anguilliformes, Anguillidae. The record is from RefSeq and is a predicted model, not a curated record. Gene Ontology annotation, cellular component: endoplasmic reticulum membrane. Gene Ontology annotation, biological process: protein transport.